AUGGAAGCCCCCCCAGCCAGACGACCGUACAAGGGCUCGUGCCACUGCGGCGAGACGCAAUACAUCGUCUUCCUGACGUUCCCGCAUACCCUCCCGCCACCGCGGCCACCGAAGGAGGUGGCGCCUCGGGCGCAUCAGGAGUUCUACCGGUGCAACUGCACGACCUGCCAGAAGGCCGGGUUCUUCCACAUGCGCCUCGCCUCGUCGCCGGACGACUUCCUGCUGCUGAAGCCCCUCGACCCGUACGGGGACCUCGGCGACUACACGGUCUACCAGAAGGACCUGCACUUCCUCUUCUGCAGGGGUUGCGGGAUGAGGUGCUUCAUCCUGAUGGGCCAGGGCGAGGUGGAGGAGGUGGACUUGGAGGCGAUGGGAGUCGAAAGCGGCGGGGGUGACGCGGCGAAGGACGGGGCCAAGGACGGGGCCAAGGACGGGGCGCAGGGCGGAGAAGGACGCCCGACCAAGGUCUGGAGGCCCAAGAGGGACGGCUGGAAGGAGGGCAAGAAAUUCGGGAGCUACCUGAGCGUCAACGGAUACUCGGUCGACGCCGGCCAGGAGGGCUUCGACCUGCGCGAGAUUACGGAGAACAAGUGGGUUGGCUAUCUCGACUGGCUGGAGCUGCACUCGGAGGGGUCUCAGGGCAUCCGAUUCGAUCGGCCCUGGGAGGGCGGAGCUUACUGA
This is a messenger RNA of Colletotrichum higginsianum IMI 349063, 681 nucleotides long. Its product is annotated as Duf636 domain-containing protein. NCBI's taxonomy places the organism in Eukaryota, Fungi, Ascomycota, Sordariomycetes, Glomerellales, Glomerellaceae. Gene Ontology annotation, molecular function: carbon-sulfur lyase activity. The record is from RefSeq and is a predicted model, not a curated record. The transcript has a single exon. Bases 1 to 681 code for a protein of 226 amino acids.